GUUACUUGCCUGUAUAUAGAGCCUAUGGUGCUAAAAAUGUGUUUUUAAGCCUUUUGUUACGGUUUUAUCGGUAGGACACGCUGAGGUCGUUGCCAUAGCGACCGUAAACUUAGAGUUUCUCAAAAGGCAACUGGCGUUAGCUUAAUAGGCUAAUUUUAGGUUGAAAAACUAACAUAAUACCGGAUUUGCCUUUAGUCUGCCAAUUUCAAUAGGGUCUUCUUAUGAUAAUGGAAGCUAACCCUCGUGCUUUCGGGACAACAUCCAUGCCCCUCGCCUUACCCAAAGGGACGGAAAAGUUGUGUGAACUUUGUCAAGGAAGAGCUCACCUACAAUGCACCAAGUGUCGAGUCACCUUUUACUGUCAUACAGAGCACCAGCAGGCUGACUGGAUGGGGAUCCAUGAAAGAAUCUGUCAGCUGCUUGUUCCCAUUCGCGCUCCGACACUCUUUAGUCUCCGCUCUCGAGCCGGCAAAAUAGAAAUGCAGCUUAAAAAGGAGGAGCUGAUUGAGAUUUGCAGGUCGGUGGCUCAGAGUAAGCUGUCAGAGGGGAAACACCAGGAAGCUCUGCCUGCCGCCCAGUUCUACCUGCGCUGUUCCAUCGACAUCCACGGCCCCAGCUCUGUCCAAACGGUCCCUGCCCACCUGCUGCUGGCUGAGGCCAAUAUGGGUUUGGGUAAUCUAGCCCUGGUGGCGGAGCUCCUGUCAAAGGUAGAGUGGAUGGUGUUGAAGAACCCAGAAUGUGGUCCCUCGGUCCACCAGCGGCUGCACAGGAGCCUGGGCCGCCUCUACACAGCGACCGGAAACCUGGAAGCAGCUCUGUUCCACUUUGCAAAUGAUAUAUAUUUUUCCAGCGAGGAGUAUGGUCUGGAUAGCACGGUCACUGCUGGUGGCUGCUUCCUCAUGGCUGAUGUUUUUGCCAAACAGGGGAAGAUGCACACUGUUCGCUCCGUGUACUCUGAGGUGGCACAAACUUGGCACCGGCAUCUGACCAAACUCUUCAAGACCCACGUCGAAAAUAUGCAAAAUCUUGAUAUGUUGUUGAAGCCGUCUUAUGCCAAAGCCCAGCAGGUUGAAGUUGAUGAGAUUUUGAAGACAAUGUUGGAGUUUGUACAGAAUGACUUCAGAAAGGACUCAGCUCAGAUUGCACUGAUAGCCCACUGCCUGGCCAUGCUGUGGUUCCUGGGAGGAGACUCCCUAAAGGCACUGGGAUUUGGCAGCACUGCCCUGCAGGCCAGCCAGCUGAUACCAAACCAUGACCUGACAGAGCCCAUCCAGGGCCUGCUGCAGCUGGUGCAGAGUCCGCGGACAGAAUCACAUCCUGGUUCUGACUAGUCACCGUACCUGCCCUGCUGAUCCCUGUGCUUGGAGAUCUGCUCCAUCAGGACGUCUGUUUCACCCUACGCUAAUUCACCCAUGUGAACGAACAAACCACUGAAUUGGUAGAAAUAGUUUAUAACAAAAGAGCUUAUGAUGUAAUUUAGCGUUCAUCCAGAUAUUGUAUAUAUAGGCAAUGUAGCACAUAAUGACAAUAUAUUGUUGGGUUACAUAUCGUUUUAACAUUGAAAUGCUCGAUAAAAGCAGUAAAAGGAGGAGAGGACACAUUUUCAUUGCUUUUGAAUAAUGACUCAUCUUUAUUUGAAUCUAAAAAAAGAGGGAUAUAUAUUUACAUCAUUUUGCACAUAUGUGAAUUACAUGUAUUUGGGAUCCUUUUUGAACACUGUCAGAAUGAUACAGAACAGAAUAAUGGUGAGGGCAUUUGCUAACAACCAUUUUUAAUGCAAUGUUUUUGCUUAAUUCGUACCUAGCAGUCCAUAACUUCAUCAUCAAUUCACCAUAUGCAGAUAUAAUUAAAUGUCUUCUAAUGUCUAUAUUUUAACAGAGCAUAAACAUUGCAUUUUCUUUCUGCAAAUCAAAGUAUAUUGUAAACCUUUAAGCAAAUCUCAUGUCUGUUGUAAAACACAUGGACAUAAAAUGAACCCAGUAAUUGCUGUGAAAUCCUACAUAUUAUAUACAAUUCUGAAACAUUUAUUCAUUAUAUCAAAACAAAGAAUCACUUUUAAAAUCAUCUUACUACUAGUGUUACUAGUACUGAUUUAUACAACAAAAUGUUUGUUUUUUUGGCAUUCAGAUUCAUUUUUAUGUGUCGAGAGGCAGCAAAGCAUGGAAACGCUUAGGUUUCCGUGUAUUCCCUUUUUAAUUUUUUGAGCCAAAUAUACAUUAGCAGCAGUUUGGAAUUAAAUAGUAACUUUGUGCUCUGUUGCGUUGCUGUACACAGUGACGAGUCCAGAGGUCCCUACACGUUUGUUCAAGGCUGACCAGGCACCACACGGGCCAGAGUACUUCCGAUCAUUUUGUGAUUUACACACCAACCUCCUUCCUUCCCUGUGUCACGAGCAUGCGGUACCCGUUUUCUUUCAAUAUGCCUUGUAUCCACUUUAUCAUGGCCAUUGAUCUAUAAAUACCAAGCAGAAAGAAACCCACCUGACCCGGGAUCUUGACUCAACUAUGAUCCUUAAAAUCCCAGAGAAACCAGACAGUGAAAAGGCCUUGUGAAAGUUGUUGGGGCGCAGUAAAAUGAACCUGAAAUGGCUGGAUGUGCUCUGUGUGCAUAUGGAUGAUGUGUAAACUACAGACUGAAAAAACAGGGCUGUAAGAGAGAUAUGAACAUUUCAUUCUGUCCUAUGGCUGGCUUUUUAGUGUUUUGAAAGGAUAUGUGAUCUUUGAUUUACACUCACGUACACAAUGUAGAAUGACACAGGCUUCAAUACAAAGACUUAAAAAAGGGGGACAACAACAACUGGAGAUAGUUCACUCAUAUUAGCUUUUAUGUUGGGAUGUGACUUGUUGGUGAUCAAGCCCACGUGCCUUUGCAUGUCAGGAGAAUGGACAUGAGCAGAUUCACAGUUUGUUUUUCAGAUACUUUCAUUAUAUAGAUACCAGACAACAUCACAGUAGUGUAAAUGGUGUUACUGUCUCAGUGGAGCCAAUGUGAUUACUUGACGGCAGAUUUUAAAUAUAAAAGCUGCAUUUACUGUUGUCUGGCCGCUUUAAAUUUGGCACCCCAAAGCAGGCCCCUGUUAGAUUCCAGGCAGUUAGUAAAUAUGGGCCCACAAUAAAGGAAAUAAAAUCAAGCUUCACAGCGGUUUCAUUUUAUUGAGACAAUAUUAGUGCACACAAACCACUUUUUUCUCUUUAAAAUACCAUAAAUUAGGAAGAAAACAAGGAACAAUAUAAAACAAGCAAGGAAAAAAAGUGCAUGUUAACCAUGGUAUACACCACAUUGUCUUAUAUUGUAGUUUAGAACCUUUUUUUCGUUGUUGUUUGUGUAUCUUUUUGUCUGCCUGUGGGGCUAUGUGUAAUGUUUUUGACAUGUCUCCAGCUUGGAUGAAUAUGUCAUGCCUUUGGGGGUCAGGGGUGAGAUCCAGGCUGCUUCCCUGAGUUGUGUUCAACAGAAAGGGCUAUGAGUCAAAAAACAUGGACGUCACUACGUUGAACAACGUAAGGUUUACAUUUGUGCUUUUGAUUGGAGCUGUAAAUUAUUUUUGAUGAAUGGCAUUAGCCUCCCUCGGUGUUGAUUUCAGAAGGCAUACAAGAGGUAAAUCAACAGGAACAAAAACCGUAAGCAAUAAGCUUUUG
This is a messenger RNA of Plectropomus leopardus (leopard coralgrouper), 3635 nucleotides long. It is a transcript of the gene zmynd12, whose product is annotated as zinc finger, MYND-type containing 12. The record is from RefSeq and is a predicted model, not a curated record. Gene Ontology annotation, molecular function: protein binding. NCBI's taxonomy places the organism in Eukaryota, Metazoa, Chordata, Actinopteri, Perciformes, Serranidae.